This is a messenger RNA of Aspergillus ruber CBS 135680, 1431 nucleotides long. Its product is annotated as TFIIH/NER complex subunit TFB2. Gene Ontology annotation, molecular function: ATPase activator activity; double-stranded DNA binding. Gene Ontology annotation, biological process: nucleotide-excision repair. The coding region runs from base 1 to 1431 and encodes 476 amino acids. The transcript is spliced from 3 exons. Lineage: Eukaryota; Fungi; Ascomycota; Eurotiomycetes; Eurotiales; Aspergillaceae. Gene Ontology annotation, cellular component: transcription factor TFIIH core complex; transcription factor TFIIH holo complex. The record is from RefSeq and is a predicted model, not a curated record.
AUGGCUGCUGCACCAUCCCGUCCGUUCGAUUUCCUGGAGGGCUUGCCUGGGACGGUUUUCUACAAGCUGUACCAGCAGCCAUCCACGGCCCUCGCCAUUUUCAGGCGCAUGCUACCGGAUCUGGCAAAAUGUUUUGUGAUGGCAUUACUAUAUCUCAAGGAACCCCUUCCUGCGACGGACCUGGAGGAUUGGGUCAGAUCGGAGAGUUUGAGGGAACGAGAUAACGCGCUAUCGAUACUGGGAAGAUUGCACAUUUUAUCAAACACCACGACAUCGAAUAAUGUCCGCGCUUACAUGGUCACGAACCCGUUCGCCGCCUCCCUCCGCCAGGCUCUCAUGGGAACCGAACAAACACAAUCAUUUGGUGUUCUUUCACAAUUAGGUGAUGAAACAGCGGUUACUAUUCCCAAUCUGGACGAAUAUGCGGGACGACAGUGGGAAGGUGUGCUAGGAUACAUGGUGGGAACCAGUGGGCUAGGUAUCCAGCGCGACGUCAAUCUGAGCAAGGGUGUCAAACAACUUCUCCAGGCGGGGCACCUCGUCGAAAUUAGGGACCGUCGGGUCGAGAUAACAAAAGAUGGAUUCGCAUUCGUCCUGCAGGAUGUCGGUACGCAAGUCUGGCAUAUUCUGAUUCUCUACGUUGAAAGCGCAGAGCAUAUCGGGAUGGACAGUGUUGAGGUCCUUUCUUUCAUCUUCCUUCUGAGUAGUUUGGAAUUGGGCAAGUCAUACCAGAAGAAGGAUUUGACUUCGACUCAAAUCCGUACUCUGACUGAUCUGACCGACUUUGGUAUCGUAUACCAAGAAAAUCCCGAAGCCACUCGGUUCUACCCAACCCGUCUCGCCACAACGCUCACAUCCGACUCUAGCGCACUCAGCAACUCCAUUUCAGGCUCACUUAUGGGGACAGACACAUCGACCGAAGCCGGCUCGGGGUUCAUCAUCGUCGAAACCAACUAUCGCAUAUACGCAUACACAUCAUCACCCCUCCAAAUCUCCCUAAUCGCCCUAUUCUCCACCCUAAAAUACCGUUUCCCAAACCUAAUCACCGGCAAAAUCACCCGACAGUCCAUUCGUCGCGCCGUCGAAAUGGGUAUCACUGCAGACCAGAUCAUCUCGUACAUAUCCACGCACGCACACCCGCAAAUGCGCAAACACAACAUCGCCAAAACCACAAACCCGCAAGCUGGAGUCCCGCCGUCAGUUCUCCCGCCUACCGUGGUCGACCAAAUCCGGCUCUGGCAACUUGAGCGGGAUCGUGUCAAGGCGACGGCUGGCUUCCUGUUCAAGGAUUUUGUCAGCUUUGCGGAAUACGAAGCACCGUGUCGAUAUGCGGAGGAUAUUGGGGUUCUUACGUGGAAGUCUGAUCGGAAACGGAUGUUCUUUGUGACGAGGCAUGAGCAGGUGGCUGCGUUUUUGAGGAGUAGGAAGUGA